Sinocyclocheilus anshuiensis is the source of this 2305-nucleotide messenger RNA. RefSeq names its product stimulated by retinoic acid gene 6 protein homolog. The record is from RefSeq and is a predicted model, not a curated record. The transcript has 16 exons. Gene Ontology annotation, cellular component: plasma membrane. Bases 373 to 2274 code for a protein of 633 amino acids. Gene Ontology annotation, molecular function: retinol transmembrane transporter activity; signaling receptor activity. Gene Ontology annotation, biological process: vitamin A import into cell. NCBI's taxonomy places the organism in Eukaryota, Metazoa, Chordata, Actinopteri, Cypriniformes, Cyprinidae.
CAGGAGAGAUCGGCCGCCCCUGUCUGAAAAACUUCCCUCUUCCUCUCUCUCCAUUGCUUUUCUCUCUCUCCUGGUUUCCAGUGAAGUGGUAAUCUCCCAUCUGAAAAGGAGAUCCAAGCUGAAGUAAAGGUGUUUUGGGUUGGCAUGCUACAGAAAAGGACCUGUCACAUUGCUCCUCACAGCUCUCGGUAACAGGGCAUCUGAACGAGAGAGCAAGAAAGGAGGAGAGAAGGAGACUUUAUCUUUGUUUAUCCCUCCAAAAUUGAACGAUUAGGGCGUUUUGUGUCCCACAGGAGUGCGGAAGACUGAUUUCGGCUGCUUUUAAGUUAUUGGAGCUCACUGAAACUACUGUUUCAUCUGUAGGUUGGCACCAUGAGUGCUGAAACUGUGAAAGACUACGACUACUCAGAAUGGUAUGAAAAUGCAGUGCCAACCAAACCUCCUGUCGAAGUUAUCCCACCAUGUGACCCCACAGCUGAUGAAGGCCUCUUCCACAUAUGCAUUGCUGCAAUAUCUCUGGUGGUCAUGCUGGUUCUCGCCAUCCUGGCCAGACGAAAGAAGCUGGGUGACAAUCAGAGGGGACUUACAGGUUUACUCAGCCCAGUAAACUUUUUAGACCACACACAACACAAGGGCCUUGCCGUAGCUGUGUACGGCGUUCUCUUCUGCAAGCUGCUUGCAAUGGUCCUCAGUCACCAUCCACUUCCUUUCACUAAAGACGUCGUGAACAAAGAGCUCUGGCUGAUCCUGGCUCUGUUGUACUACCCCGCAUUGUACUACCCUCUUCUGGCCUGCGGGACGCUGCAUAACAAGGUGGGUUACGUCUUGGGCAGCCUGCUGUCGUGGACACACUUUGGAGUUCUGGUCUGGCAGAAGGUGGACUGUCCCAAAACGCCACAGAUCUAUAAGUACUAUGCCCUGUUCAACAGCCUUCCUCAGAUUGCCUGUCUGGCUUUUCUUAGUUUCCAGUAUCCGCUGCUUCUGUUCAAAGGCUUACAGAACACAGAGACAAGCAACGCCUCUGAGGACCUCAGUAGCAGUUAUUAUCGAGACUAUGUGAAGAAGAUUCUCAAGAAGAAAAAGCCCACCAAAAUCAGUUCCAGCGCAUCAAAACCCAAACUGUUUGAAAGACUCCGAGAUGCUGCCAAGUCUUACUUCUACACACCAGAGGAUGUUUUUAGGUUCCCUUUGAAACUAGCGAUCUCUGUGGUUGUGGCGUUCAUUGCUCUUUAUCAGAUGGCGCUCUUACUGGUCUCAGGCGUGCUGCCCACCCUACACAUCGUCCGUAGAGGAGUGGACGAAAACAUCGCCUUCCUGUUGGCUGGUUUCAAUAUCAUCCUGUCAGAUGACCGUCAGGAGGUGGUCAGGAUUGUAGUUUACUAUCUGUGGUGUGUGGAAAUUUGCUAUGUGUCAGCGGUGACCCUGUCCUGCCUGCUCAACCUGCUCAUGCUCAUGAGGUCCAUGGUCCAGCACAGGUCUAAUCUGAAGGGACUGUACAGAGGAGACAUCUUUACUGUGUAUAACUGCCACAGGAGCAUUAGACCGUCCCGGCCUGCGCUGGUCUGCUGGAUGGGCUUCACCAGCUACCAGGCUGCCUUCAUCUGUCUCGGCAUGGUGAUCCAGACUCUGGUGUUCUUCAUCUGCAUUCUGUUCGCUGUCUUCCUCGUCAUCAUCCCCAUUCUGUAUGGAACCAAUCUCAUGCUGUUCCGCAUCAUCGGCAAAAUGUGGCCCUUCUGGUUGAUGCUGUUCCUGGCUGUGCUGAUCCAGCAUGUGACUUCCAGGUUCUUGUUCAUCAAGAAGGACGCAGGGACGAGAGAUCUGAACAACAGAGGGAGUCUGUUUCUUCUCAGCUACAUGCUCUUCCUGAUUAAUGUCAUGGUUGGUGUUAUUCUGGGUAUUUGGAGGAUAGUCAUCACUGCCCUUUUCAAUAUAGUCCACUUAGGACGCUUGGAUAUCAGCCUUCUCAACCGCAACAUCGAGCCAUUUGACUCAGGAUACCGCUGCUACGCUCAUUACCUGAAGAUCGAGGUCAGUCAGUCUCACCCUGUGAUGAAGGCCUUCUGUGGGCUGCUGCUGCAAACCUCAGGCCAGGACAGUGUCUCUGCACAGAGGAUGAGAGAUGCUGAAGAAGGUCUGAGCUUUUGUUUCUUUAUUGCUUCAGUUCAUGACAACAAUAUGAUGAAAAUUUAUUCGUUGGAGAGUAGCCUGUUCCAGAGUCUGGUCUCAAACUCAAAGCUUUUAGUCUUCAGAACUAAUUCAGAGCCGCUUGACUGAGGAUGUGGUUUAUUGUUUUAAAGCUGCACUC